Messenger RNA from Musa acuminata subsp. malaccensis (wild Malaysian banana), 2053 nucleotides. Lineage: Eukaryota; Viridiplantae; Streptophyta; Magnoliopsida; Zingiberales; Musaceae. The record is from RefSeq and is a predicted model, not a curated record.
UCCGCCUGGGCAUCCUUUGGCUUUGGAAAUGACGGUAUGGAGAGGCUGCACUCGGAGCACGCCGUGUCCCCCACCGAAUGGUACCAAUCGGCUCUCCCCGACCCAGAUCAUAAACCCUAACGAUUGGCCCGGGCCGAAGUAAUAGCGAAAUGAGAUGGCGAACCCCGAUCUUGUCGGCCUCCUCCGUCCGGUCGCUUCUCCGAGAAGUCGCCGCCACCAAAUCCCUCCCCCAGAUCGCCCAGCUCCACCAACACCUCACCGCCGCCGGCCUCACCGGGGACCCCUUCCUCUCCACCAAGCUCCUCGAGCUCUACGCCGACGCCGGCGAUCUCCCCUCCGCUCUCAGCCUCUUCGCGGUUCUCCCCUCCCCCUCCGUCUUCGCCUGGACCCCCAUCCUCGCCCUCCUCUCCCGCUCCGGCCACCACCCCCGCUGCCUCGCCGCCUACCGCUCCAUGCGCUUCGCCGCCAUCGCCCCCGACGGUUACGUCUUCCCCCCCGUCCUCCGCUCCGCCGCCGGCCACCACCACCCCACCGCCACCGCCUCCCUCCACGCCGACGCCGUCAAGUUCGCCGCGGCCACCGCCCUCCCCGUCGCCAACGCCCUCAUCAAUGCCUACUCCAAGUCGGGCGAUUUAGCCGCUGCUCGCCACGCCUUCGACUUCGAGGACGGCAGCGAUCUCCUGUCGUGGAACUCCAUCAUCGCCGCCUACGCCAUAGCGGGGUGCAUCGAACCCGCGCUGGGCCUGCUCGACUCCAUGAGAUCGGACGGCUACGACCCGGAUGUGGUAACGUGGAACACCAUAAUGGACGGCUACUGCCGCGCCGGUCGCUGCUCGGAGGCUCGUGAAAUCUUAGAUGCGCUGCCGCAACCCAACGCGGUCUCGUGGACCACCGUAAUCUCCGGGUACUCUCGCAGCGGGAAUCACGAGGCAGCCCUGGAGAUCUUCAGCCGCAUGAUGCACGCGGGGACUGUUCCACCGGACCCCGAUACCUUAUCCUGCGUGGCCUCCUCCCUCCGUCACGUGGAGGCGCUUGGGGCGGCCCUCUCGGUCCAUGCUUACGGGCUCAAGACGACCGCGGUCGACGCGUUCUACAGAGUCGCUGGAGCAGCGCUGGUCGCGUUGUACGCCAGCCGCGGUCGAAUCUCGACCGCCAAAGUGGUGUUCGACAUGAUGAGCCCGGCGGACGUGGUGACGUGGAACGCCGUGAUCCUCGGUUUCGGCCGCGCGGGUUUGACGCGUGUGGCGCUGGAGUACUUUAGUGCGAUGCUGUCGCGGGGCAUCAGAAGCAACUGCACCACCAUCGCCACGGUCCUCCCGCUGUGCGACAUGAAGCUGGGUAAGGAAGUGCAUGCACACGUGAUCAGGCAAAGCGAUGCGUACGCCAGCAGCACAGUGCAGAACACGCUGAUAGAUAUGUAUUCAAGAGCAGGGUGCGUCGAUCGCGCACAUCAGGUGUUCGCGAAGAUCGAGGUGGACGAUGUGGUCACUUGGAACACGAUGAUCGGCGCCUACGGGGCGCACGGACUGGGGACGCAGGCGCUGCAGCUCGCGCACCGGAUGGUGAGGCGCGGGCUGAAACCCGACGCUGUCACACUCACCAGCACACUGGUGGCGUGUGCUCGCUGCGGCCUGGUGGGCGAGGGGCUCGAGUUUUUGGAGACGGUGGUGCGAGAUCUCGGGCUCGUGCCGAGCAAGGAGCAGUAUGCUUGCGUCGUGGAUUUGCUCGCGCGGGCCGGGAGGUUCGAGGAAGCUGCCGGAUUGGCGGGAACGAUGCCGACGAGGGGGGGGGCGGAAGCGUGGGGGGCGCUGCUGUCGGCGUGCCGGACGCAUCAGAAUGUGGAGGUCGGCCGGUUGGCCUUCGAACAGCUGCUUCGGUUGGAGCCUGGGAAUCCGGGAAACUACGUGACGAUGUCCAACAUAUAUGUGAGAGCAGCAAGGUGGGAAGAUGCCAAGAAGGUGAGGUUGAUGAUGCAGAGGAAAGAGUUGUCGAAGCCAUCUGGCCAUAGUUGGAUCGCAGCAGGAUCAAGAACAAGAUGAUCAACUAUAUAUAU